GAGGUCCUCUGUCCCAUCRUCUCUUAUAACAGGAAGAUUGAAGUCGAAGGCGGGUGGCCAAAAUGCCAGAAGAGAUGGCGGACGGUGGGAGGAAGCUUGUGACUCUUGAUGACCUCAUCGAUGCUCUGGACAAGCGCGAGAGGGCGCCGAGCAACAUCCCAAAGGUCGAGACAUUCCACUUCAAAGGGGAACGGGUAUCUGAUUGGCUGGAUCUGACAGAGCAGGCACUAGUGGGGCUAUCAGAUGAGGUCAAGCUCCAACGGGUCCUGAGGUAUGUCCUGCAUACCCACCAUCGGGAAGUGACUAAGGUUGUGGAUGCCGCCGGUGGCAGUUGGGCAAAGUUUGGGGACCUUAUGCGAAGGAAGUCCAGGCUGGGGGACGGCCUGUUGACCAUGGCCGACUUGGAGGCCAUGAAUAAGGAAGAUUUCUCCACCAUUGGGGCAUUUGUGCACGAAUUUAAGAAAAAGGCGAGGAAAGUGCACGGGAUUUCUGAGGAGGCGCAGUGCGCCACAUUUCUGGGACUGCUUACGGGCUCGGAGGCCACAGAGCUGACCAAGUAUGGGGAAGGGAGCGAGAGGCUCUCCUGGGCAACCAUUGACAAGGUGGUGGAAGAAGGGAGUCUGGACCAGGUGGAGCAGCAACAAAUGAGAUUGCAAAGGCGCAAGAGGAAGGAGAGGGAUGCUACCGCAUCCGGGACCCAAGGGGUGAAAAAAAUAGUCACGGACGUGUUGGCAGCACUGGGCUAUGAUAGUGAAGCAGAGAUACAGAAGAGAGGGGUGCUAGUGGCCCAAGGCCGGGCGUCAGGGGCAGUACAUGAGGAGGCUGGGCAAGAAGACUAUGGCGGAGGGGAGACAGGCUCCCAGGUCCUGACUAAGGCCCAGAGGAAGCAACGCAACUUGCUGCAGGGAGGGCAGGGGUCAGGGAAGGGACAGGCUCCCCAAGCCAUUGCCGCACCACCGCCUGUCGCCGCGGCCGUGCCGGCGCCAGCAGGGCCAUCGCACAUGGGGCCGCCACCAACUUGCGGGCACUGGGUGCCGCACUGUCAGUCCGCACCCUGGCCCAGUUGCAACCACUAUGUCUCGUGUGGAGGGAGUCAGGCCCACGCGGAACACAUGGUCCCUUGCUCAGGCCCAUCAACAAGUAUGGGCCCCUCGAGCUACCCGGCGACCCAAAGCCAGCCCCUGGCCCAACCGCCGCCCUCCCAGCAGGCCUCGCAAGCUAGUGUGGCCGGGGGAGGGGGCCAAGGACAAGGCGGGCAGGGCAAUGGGGGCCGGGGUCAAGGGGGUAGAGGAGGGGGCGACUGGGGGCGAGGAGGAAAUGGUGGAGGCCGUGGAGGAGGCUGGAAUGGUCAAGGGGGUCAGAACCAAGGUGGCCAAGGCAGCCAGGGAGGAGGCCAGGGGUAUGGGAGGCCUCGCUUUGACUGGCGGAACGUGACUUGUUGGCAUUGCGGCGAGGUGGGCCACACCGUGCGAUUUUGCCAACAGCGGCGGGACGAUGAGCUGGCAGGAUUAAUCUCCACCUGUAUGGAUGGGGAUAUAUAUGACCAGUGGGGAAAGCAUAUUGAUCCUAAGACCCCGGGAGGAAUUAGGCAAGAAGCCCUCAGGCAGGCAGCGGCAAGGCAUCCAGCAGCCCCGACAAUGUUCAGGAUAUGGCAGGAUAGGCAAGACUCCGGCGUAAGAGUCGAGGAGAUUGUGGGUGAGAGCGAGGAAGUGACUCAGCAGCUGAAGGCGGGGACCAUAAAGGAGGAGCCCAUAGUUGUUGAGUCCAACAAAGAGGCGCAGGAGGCGGCGAGAGAGUCGGCCUCGACCAUCCUGAAGAGGAUGGAGGAUCUGCUUGCAAAGGUGGGCAUAUACCAAGAACGAUUAAGGGUGAUGUGCGGGGAGGCCCGGGAGUGGGAAAUGAACCUUCCUGAGAUGAUGCUCUAUGGAUCCGGUCCGGAAUCGCCAUCAGGGCCGCAAGGGUGUCCAAGUGUGGCGACGACCGGGGCAGGUCCUAGGUCAGGGAUGACCUUCAUACCCCCUACGUCGCAUGGAAGGGCACCACAGGCCGCGCAGACUAGGGGCCAAAGUAAGACUACCACCAGUCAAGGGCCUAGCCAGGCACCCAGUUGGGCGCCCCCUCGAAAGGACCCUGAGCCCGAACGAAAAAAGGAAGUGGUAGAGGUUCGAGAAGAGGAAGAUGAGGGUGAUGACGAAGAGGACGAGAGGCUCUGGCAGGAGGAGGACCGGAGGGCGGAACAGAGGGCCAAGAAGAGAGGGGCUCAAGGAGGGAUGGAGUCGAGUCUGCAUGACGGCGUGCCAAAAAGGAAGAAGUAUGCAGUCCGGCUGGAGGAAGGCUUUGACGUGGAGCGAAUGGUGGAUAAGCUCCUGGAGGGCCAUAACGAUCUGAUGAACUUAAAAGGACAUUCUGGCGUCAGCACCGAGGCUCCGGGGCGAGCUAAAAGGGCGGCUCUCACGGAGGUGAGGGACCAGCCGAGCAUUGCAAUGGUGGACACGGGCGCGGAAAUGAACAUCAUUCGGGAGCGGGAUGCGACUAUGCUCGGGCUGGAGGUCGACCAUUCGGACCAUGGCGUGUUGCAUGGCGCCAACUGCAAGGCCAUCUUUUGCGGCACCCCAUCUAAUGUAAUGGUAGAGAUUGGGAGAGUAAGGGCGCAGACGUGCUUCUUCGUCAUGCCCGACGUCGACCACCCUAUUCUUCUGGGGAGGUCGUUCCUCUGCCGAACGGAGACCUUGGUCUUCAACAGGCAUGAAGGGACGAUGAUUCUGGCUUUGUCCGAUCCGGCCUGUGGAAACUAUGAAAUCAUUAAGUGCCGGAACACAGGACCCGGAAGCGGGAGGAACAGGCUCAACCUCGGCUCCUUCACCUUCGAGGAGUCUGAAUACGCACGACGGAGACUCCGGGAGGAGCAAGAGGAGGAAGGAGUAGGCGAGGUAUUAUUCCUGAGCCUUAACGAUGUGAAUAAGGCAAUGGAGGUGGUGGCGGCGCAUGAUAUGGCGGACCCUGAGGCUAUCAAGGCAUUGAGGGAGCAGGUCCUGGAAAACCCUCAGGUGGGAGAAGAGGAACUGAUCUAUCGGCUUCGCGGGAGGAAAGGAGACCCUGCGAUGGCCCAGGCCCGAACGACAAACAAGAAGUGCCGCCCGGUCCCCGUGCUUGUCACGGAGGACGAGGAAGCCUAUUAUGAGCGGGAGCGAGGGCUAAUAAGGCGUAUGCGGGAGCGCACGCAGGCAGGACCGUGCCGCAUUAAUAAUGAGAAUGAGGAAGGGCUGAUAAUCGGCGAGCCUGGCUUCCUUUCGCCCCAGGAAAGGACCUUGAUGGUUUCUGGCGCGUAUGCGUUUAAUGACGACGAGCGUGGGAGGUUGGACGUGGAUCAGAUCCCAAUGAUACGAAUCCAUACCGUCCCACACGAGUCGUGGAACCUGAGGGGCGCACGGUACCCGAAUCCGGAUGAGGAGAAGAAGGUGGUGGAUUACCUGGAUGGGAAGAUGAGGACGUAUGUGGCGGAUUACUCCAGUGGGCCGUAUGCUUCCCCCUGGUUUUGUUUUAUCAAGCCUAACGGAACGCUGCGGUGGGUGCAGGAUCUGCAACGGUUGAAUGCAGUGACGGUGCGGGACGCGGGAGGGUUGCCAAACGCAGAUGCCCUGUCGGAAUCAUGCGCAGGAAGGCCUAUAAUCUCACUUAUAGACCUUUAUUCUGGGUAUGACCAAUUUCCUGUAUACCCACCGAAUAGGCCAGUGAUGGCGAUGCAUACGCCAAGGGGGCUGAUCCACAUGAAUGUGGCACCUCAGGGGUGGACUAAUGCGGUGGCAAUGGUGCAAAGACACAUGAUUAGGGCCAUGCAGACAGUUAGCCCACAUAUCACUCAGCCCUACAUUGACGACUUGGCGGUCAAGGGUCCAAAAGAGAAGGAGGAGGACGAAGUGAUGCCGGGAGUGAGGCGGUUUGUCUGGAAGCACGUCCAGGAUAUCGAUCAAGUUCUAGGUCUGCUGGAGGAGCACAACCUGACGGCGAGCGGCCCCAAGUCGAAGCAUUGCAUGAGGGAGGCCACGAUUCUGGGCUUUGUUUGCAACGAAAAGGGGCAGGGGCCAGAUGGGAAGAAGACGGACAAGAUCCUAGAGUGGCCUGUCCCCUUCCAAUCGAUAACGGACGUAAGAAGCUUCCUCGGGACCUGCGGGUUUUGGAGGAGUUUUGUGAAGGACUUCGCCACCAAGACGGAGCAUUUGAGAAAGUUGGCCACGGAGGAGAAGCCAUUUGUUGUUGAGACGGACGCCGGGCCAACUGCCUUAGGAGGGGUCCUAAUCCAGGCGGAUGCUGAUGGGAAGGAGAGGCCGUUAAGAUUUGAAAGUCGCACCCUCAAUACGACUGAGAGGAAUUACUCCCAAUUCAAGAAGGAGACGUUGGCGGUGCUCCAUUGCCUAAGAACCUUCCGGAAUUACAUCUUUGGCAGAAAGCUCAUUUUGAGGGUGGACCCUACCGCGCUGGCGUGUUCCCUGAAAAGUUACACUCCAUCUGACCCAACCAUUGCGAGGUGGUUGACUUACAUUUGGAUGUUUAACUUGGAGCUGGAGAGGAUUCCUGGGGACAAUAAUAGGGCAGAUGGGUUGAGUCGUAUCAACUGGGACGGGGCGAAUCAAGGGUCAAUCGAGGAUGCCCCGCAAGUUGAUGGGUUCUUGGACCAGGAGGAGGACGUCCGCCUCCGCAUAAAUGAGUGGUCGCUGAGGGUGCCUAGCUGCGUCACGCAUCCUAUAUGGCUAGCACCAAGGGGGUACGAGCAGAAGGAGGAGUUGGUCCUCAAGCCCUUCCAGGAAGAAGAUCCAUGGGGAAAUAGGGAUGUUGGUUGGAUGAUGAGAUUGGCAUUGGCAGGGACACAUAGUCUAGCAGAGGAGGUAAGGACGAUAGAGGAAGGCCCGACCCAGGUAAAGGAGCAUGAGCAACGAAUGGGAGGAAUGUACUUGCUCACCAACACGCUCCUGCAGGGGAACUUUGACCAGAGGGGCGCAACCAACUCAAAGGAGGGCGAACUUCUCGUUCCUGAGAGUCAGGAGGACGAGUUCGAAGAGGGAGAGAUUAGGGAGGCCUUCCGUGCUGAGGAGUAUGACGGAAUUUAUCGAGAAUUGGGGUUACUCCUGUCAUGCGAAAUGAGGGAUAAGGACGCCAGUGCUAAGACCCAGAAGAUGAGGCAUUUCUACGUGGUGAGAGAUGGCCAUUUGUUAAUAAAGCGACAGGUUGGGAACCCCAAGAGGAUCGUAUGUGGGAGGAACUGGCAGAUCGAUGUCAUAGCAGCCCUACACGAUGGUAUAGCAGGGGGGCAUAGAGGGGUUAGUGCCACGUGUGCGAAGAUAAGCGAGUUAUACCAUUGGGAUGGAAUGCUGACUAUGGUCAUCAAGUACUGCCAGUCUUGUGUGCCUUGUCAGCAGAGGUCUGACUUUUCGAAGGCAGCCAUGCAGAGGGGCGGGAGGGACACACGGCCACGCCAGGGGCCCCAGAGGAUGGAGGGAAGGGGCGAGCAGCAUGAGCCGCCUAGGAGGGAGCCUAUGCUUGAGUUCGAUGACGACAACAUUGAGCUUUUCCUGGACCACGAGAGGCACGAGCCCAGGGUUGAGAGACGACGGCGAAGCAAGAGGCCAAGGGAACCGGCACCGAGAGAGGCGGGGCUGGACAGGGAGAGGAGGGGAGCCCCAACCCAGCGGGAGGAUGAGCCCGCAGGGCCCGCACUAGCAGAAGAGUCGUUCCCUGCCUGUGGCCUCCGGGCGGUUGAGUUUCGGCGGAUUACGAGUGAGGAGUUGAGGCCGCCCUCGCCACUGCCAUCAACGCAGGAGCUGGACAUACCAAGAGAGACGCCAUUCCGAAGUUUAGCGACUCAUCUUGAUGUAUCCCAAUGGGAGGCCUCACGACUGGGAGAGGGCUCAGUUGAGCCGGCGUGCUACGUGCCAUUGGAGGAGCCCCUCGACCCCGAGAUGGAGACAGACACGCGAGGCCGAGAGGAGCCACAGGAUCCUGAGAUGGCAGCCGAGCGGCCGGAUCCGGUACGACCCCAGGUUGGAGAGGUGAUCACGGUCGGAGACGAUACCCCUCCAUGUUCCCUAGUUCCAGGGCCAGCACAACGUUCAUGGCCAGAGGGGAUUCCCGAGCCGGGCAACGAGGAGAUUCCGGAGUCCCCGCCUGCGGCCACCCUCAUGCCUGAGCAGGAGGCAGAGGCGGAGGAUCAGGGAGUGUGUGAGGGAGCGGGGAUGGAGGCGCCCCCUAACCUCCCAUCGUCCACGCACGUGACUAGGAGUCCGGUCAUCGAGGAGCCUGUUCCAGCGGAGUUACCGCCAGUAGUGCCAUGCGCGAGCGAAGGGAUGAGGGGCGAGGCGAUGGCUCCAGAGGGCCAGGGGCCGCGAGUGAGAGGGACCCCAAGGGAGACCCGCGAGGAGAAGUCCACCCGGGUGCGAGUCCGUCUGGACGAGAUACAUGCGAAGCAAGCUGAGAUGGAGGCGGCAGGGAUAGAGCCGACACCGCCAGUCGAACAUUGUGGGCUAGGUAUGAGAGUCAGAGGGAUGCGGCCCGCCAGAGGCCAUGAGAGGCAGGACCGACAGGCGAGGGGACGAGGAGUAGCAGUGGAAGUCCCUCGUCUGGCCGAGCCGAUUGAGGAGGCGCCCUUGGACGCAGUCGAGAAGGAGAGUGGCGCGCAGGAGUUGCUUAUGGCUAUGUCCACGGAGAGGAGGGGUUCGCGCUUGCAUGAGUUGGCGGCAGCCAUGGGGAUAGGCACUCCACAAGAGGGGUCUCAGGGACUUGACGCUCCAGAGCAUGCCCCGAGGUUGGGAGAGUUGAGGGCGGAGCUGGGCUCAUGGGCCAUGGGGACAGACUCAGGAGGGCCUGACUCGCGACGGCAACAGCGGCAGGUGGUCAUGAGUGAGCCCGCCGCUAUGAGGGGCUCUCAGCCGACAGGAGUAUGCAGGGAUGAGGCGGCGAUGACAGAGAGCGCUCAUGAGGAGGGGCCCCGGGAGUUGGACACACCAGAGCGCAGGCCAGGGAGUGCGGCUGCACGAGGGGGUGAGGGUGCUGAGGCUAUGGGGCCAGGACCGCAGGGCCAUGUGGGGUUGCCCUCGUGUCAUGAGGUGGCUACUGAGACCAUGGGGACGCCUUCGACAUUUAGUUCGCAGGGGGGAAAGAAGAAGACUGCUAGGUGGCAUGAUACCUCCUGUUUUUGGUGCAAGGAGGGGGGACAUAGAGCCGUGAACUGUCCAGAGCUCCUUGAGGAUAAGGCCGAAGGGCGAGUCACGGAGGUCGACGGCAAAUUCUAUGACAGACAGGGCAGGAUAGUGGAGCGAUCUCCAGAUGGGGGCAGGGCCCAGUUAUACAGACAGAACCAUGAGGAAUUGUGUAAGUAGGGAUCGGUCUGUCUAUGUAUUGAUAGGACUAG
Chara braunii is the source of this 7402-nucleotide messenger RNA. The record is from the annotation of a GenBank genome assembly. NCBI's taxonomy places the organism in Eukaryota, Viridiplantae, Streptophyta, Charophyceae, Charales, Characeae.